GUUUAAAAAGCAACUUAAAAGUUAAACAAAAAAAGAGUCAGGUUAAGCAGCUUAGCGUGAAAUCAGAUACAGUUCUCAGUUUUGUUCUACCUUGUAAUGUGGUCAUUUAACCCUGGUAGUCUAUAAGAUGAUGGAAGUAAGUCAUUAAGCUCUGUAAUGAAAAAGAAGCUCAAAAUAUUUAGCUCUUUAAAAAAAAAAAAAAGCUUUACUUGGCUCGAUGCAAAAAUUCCCUCAGUGUUUUUCUCUUUCCCAUACAGCCAAAGGUCUGCUUUAUAAACUCAUUGACUCAUAUAGCCUACACGUCGAGGCGUAGGCUAUCUGUCAUUUUGUGCCAGUGGUCACAUGGCUUUGGCCCUCAGGAAUGGAUAGAGAUGGAUCCCCACGUCAGCUUGUACGUCUAAGGAUUUCUGCUCCAGCAGUCUGCCUCAAAGUGACUGGAGCGCAGCGCCGCGGAGGAACUAUGCGAGGAUUAUUAUAGGACGUUUCCAACAGCAGAAUAUGGAUUUUGAUGAGCGCAUCUCUGGCUCUAAUAUGUAUUUACCGAGCUGCACUUACUACGUCUCCGGAGCCGACUUUUCGGGUCUCCCUCAUUAUUUAACCCAGAGCCAGUCCUCUUGCCCCAUGACAUACCCCUAUCAGUCCUCAGCCCUGCCACAGGUCCCGUCCGUAAGAGAUGUGGCUUUCAGAGACUAUGGGAUUGAUACCUCCAGUAAAUGGCACCACAGCAGGGGGAGCCUAUCACACUGCUACACCGAGGACAUCGUGCACAGGGACGGCUGGACGAGCCCGACCUCACGCGGUGGGGAGAUCUUGGUGAAAGGCAGCUCCAGCGCCAGCCACUCCGGGUCCUCCAACCCGACGCACGGCUUCUAUGGCAGCGUUGGCAGGAACGGCGUCUUGCCACAGGCUUUCGACCAGUUCUUCGACACCGCUUACGGUAGCGCAGAAAACAGCACAACAACCCAGACAGCGCAAGCAGCAGAAGCGGACAGACAGGUCGCCAAAACAAGCCCCGCUCCGGCUCAUCCAGGCUCGGACACGGCGGAGAGCCUCAGCCCCAAAUCAUCCUCCGGCCACAGCGAGGAGAAGCAGAGCAAAAGCAGCAGUGGCCAGAGGACGCGCAAAAAGAGAUGUCCAUACUCAAAGUAUCAGAUCAGGGAACUGGAGAGAGAGUUCUUUUUCAGCGUUUACAUCAACAAAGAGAAGCGUCUGCAGCUCUCACGGAUGCUCAAUCUGACAGAUCGCCAGGUCAAAAUCUGGUUUCAGAACAGGAGGAUGAAGGAGAAGAAACUGAACAGAGACCGUUUACAGUACUACACCACAAACCCCCUGCUAUAAAAACUGAACAAAGACUGUCACUGGCAUGCGGCCAUACACGCCGUCAUCUAGACUACAAAUACAACUACAACUUAUCUGGACAGGAUGACGAGUUUUUUAAUG
Molecule: messenger RNA, 1440 nt
Organism: Larimichthys crocea (large yellow croaker)
Lineage: Eukaryota; Metazoa; Chordata; Actinopteri; Sciaenidae
Gene: hoxa11b
Product: homeobox A11b
Exons: 2
Coding region: 499-1338 (279 amino acids)
Biological process (GO): regulation of transcription by RNA polymerase II; anatomical structure development
Cellular component (GO): nucleus
Molecular function (GO): RNA polymerase II cis-regulatory region sequence-specific DNA binding; DNA-binding transcription factor activity, RNA polymerase II-specific
Source: RefSeq, a predicted model, not a curated record